AUGCUGGAAGUGGGACAGAGGGAGAAGGAGAAUGGUAAAUCAGAGGAGCAGUGCCAGCUGGACUCUCUGGAUAAUCUGCUCGACAACAGCAGCUCACUGCCACAGGAAACAUUACUGAAUGUGACUCUGCGUGCGGUAGAUCUGCUGUCUCAGUGGAAGGGGGAGGUGGGAGAGAAGCAGAUAGAUGUUGCACUGAAGAUCCCAGAGAAGCUGGCGUUAGCGCUGGUGAAGCCCACGCAAACCCAGCACAGCAGCAACCUCUCUACUGAAAAAUUAGAGGUGGAAGCAUUGGCCAUUGGACCAGAAGCCAAACUGACAGGAACGCCUCAGCUGAAAUCCAGAGACAACUUUUGCAAAAUAGAUCUACUCGGCAUUGCCAAGAACAACAAUGGAUCUGGAGCAGUGGUCUUCAUAGCCUAUGCCAACAUGGAGGAUGUGCUGAAGGCCAGACUCUUCAACAUGGACAACAACACCAUCAAGACCAUGAUGUCCAAUGUCAUCUCUGCCUCCCUCCCCAAUACCAAAAACACAACAUUGCCCAAACCGGUCAAUUUUACCUUGAGACACCGAAAGAAGGUGAACCCUAAGGGUAAUCUCACCUGUGUGUACUGGAAUCAUAACGGGUGGAUCGUGGAUGGCUGUGAGGCCACAAAGAUCAAUUCCAAUUACACCAUGUGCACCUGCAACCACCUGUCCACCUUCGCCCUCAUCAUGCAGACGGGCAGACCACCAGAGGAUGACAUCAUCUUGAAGUGGAUCAGCAUGAUUGCAUUGUCAGUGGGGCUGCUGUUUCUGGCCCUGGCCAUCCUGACCUUCAUCCUCUGUCGCUGGAACCCUAAAGUCAGCAACACAGCACGCCUGAACCUCUCCAUCUGCCUCUUCCUGGCCCACCUGCUCUUCCUGCUGGUGCAGAGUUCCCUCUCUCACAUCCAGAAGCACAAGCUGGUGUGUGCAGUGAUCUCGGGCGUGCUGCACUUCCUCUUCCUGUCCAGCUUUGUGUGGAUGUUCCUGGAGGCUCUGCAGCUCUUCCUGUUGGUGCGCAACCUGAGAGAGGUCAGGAUUAUACAGAGGGAGGGAAUUCACUGGGGCUUCCUGCUGCUGAUUGGCUACGGCACCCCCUGUCUGGUAGUGGGUGUGUCUGCAGGAGUGGUUCCCGAAGGAUACGGCAGCAAAGAAUGCUGGCUGAAGGCUGAUGAGGGCUUCAGGUGGAGUUUUCUGGGGCCAGUGUGUUUUAUCCUUGCAGUGAAUGUCAUCCUCUUUAUUACCAUCGCUGGAUACCUGUGGUUUGCUCUGGCAGGCCGGGACAAGGAAAUCUCUCAACUGAAAGACACCAGGAUGUUGGUGUUAAAAAUACUAUUCCAGUUCAUCAUUCUUGGUUGCUCCUGGAUGUUCGGCUUCUUUGUGAAUAACAGCAAGGUGCUGGAGUAUCUCUUCCUGCUUAUAACCUCCCAGCAGGGCACAUUCAUCUUCCUGGUGCACUGCGCCCUCAGAAAAGAGGUUCAGGAAUGGUACAGGAAGUGGUGGAAGAUCCUUCGCAACUCCAGUGAUGCCUCUGACUCCUGUAACUCCUCCAAGACAUUCCCGAUGUCCUCGAACGUCACAAACAAAGAGUCCACUUUACAGGAGACGUGUUCAAGCCUUUCAAAAGCUGCCAGAUGA
This is a messenger RNA of Megalops cyprinoides (Indo-Pacific tarpon), 1659 nucleotides long. Its product is annotated as adhesion G protein-coupled receptor E3-like. Gene Ontology annotation, molecular function: G protein-coupled receptor activity. Gene Ontology annotation, cellular component: membrane. The transcript has 14 exons. The record is from RefSeq and is a predicted model, not a curated record. The coding region runs from base 1 to 1659 and encodes 552 amino acids. Gene Ontology annotation, biological process: cell surface receptor signaling pathway; adenylate cyclase-activating G protein-coupled receptor signaling pathway. Lineage: Eukaryota; Metazoa; Chordata; Actinopteri; Elopiformes; Megalopidae.